Messenger RNA from Ophidiomyces ophidiicola, 657 nucleotides. RefSeq lists its product as uncharacterized. Bases 1 to 657 code for a protein of 218 amino acids. NCBI's taxonomy places the organism in Eukaryota, Fungi, Ascomycota, Eurotiomycetes, Onygenales, Onygenaceae. The transcript has a single exon. The record is from RefSeq and is a predicted model, not a curated record.
AUGCUCAGCAAGCUUAUUCUUGGCUGCUUAGCGCUGCCUUCCUUCUUCGCAUUCGCAAAAACCAAUCUCCAGGGCUGCACCAGCACGACCUCGGUGGAUUCAUUCUCGCGCGCCGUCAACGUGUGGUACGUGCCCGGAACAGGCGAGGUCUGCGAGCUCUUGGACUGCGGUGGCGGCCGCGCCCCGCCCAAGUACAGCGUGCCAGGAUGCGCUGCCUACACGGGCACUGAGACGUAUUCGCCCCGGUUCCUCGCCCUGCCCACACCAUCCUCCGCGUCCUCUACGCCGAAACCUGUUAGCACUGCGAGCGAGGCCGCGUCCGUGCCAACCGACGUGACACCCUCGUCGUCCGUGCCCGCGUCCUCCACUGCCGUCAGCGCGCCCUCAAGCACCAGCUCCCCAGCCGUGACGAGCAUGGCCACCGGGCCAACUGAGGCGGCCUCAGGCACCGCUUCAGUGACAAGCGUUUCGGGCCGAAUCACCACCAGUUCCUUAGCGAUCGCAAACGCAACGAGCAUUGUGGUCGUGUCAAAAUCCGGGUCAGCGACAGGGAGCAUGCCUGCCGUGCAGACCCUGAACGCGGCAUCGAGCCGUAUGGUUGGAAAUGGUGUGGUUGCUGGAACCGUCGUGUUGGUAGGAUUAUUGGCGAUGUUUUAG